UAAACUUUCAAUGAUAAAUGGGCAACAUACAUGCCCUGAUUUCUACAAAUAGCUUACAAGGAUAUCCUUAGCCAUUUUUGCGUGAUAUAUUUGUUGGAAAGCGUGCAGCUACGUCCCUUCAUCUGGGGGGUUGCUGCAUUAAGAUUCACGGCUCACAACUUUCCUAUCUAAGCAGUGUGAGUUUCUGCUCGACUUGAACCGAUCACAUGGCUGAAAAUGCUUGAAAAUCAUCGGUACCAGUCAAGGACUGAAUGUCAGUAUAUAUUUAGAUUGUAUUCUUUUUGCUACUAGUGAGUCAAUAAAACUAAGUCAUCCGUAGCUUUACCCCAUCGAUAUGAAACUUCUCAUUUUAGUUCUCUCGCUAUUCGUCACUCAAAUUCACUGUCUAAAGGAUUUGUUUUAUGAAUAUGGUUAUAACUCAGUGUGCAUCCAAUACGAAUUCAACAUUACCCAUGGAUUUGCCGAUCCUGAUGGGGUCUACAGGGAGGUGUUUCUUAUCAACAACCAAUCCCCCGGGCCUCUCAUUAAAGCGAAUGAAGGCGAUUGGAUCAAGGUCAAGGUGAAUAACUAUUUACCCGUUGCGCUUACGUUCCAUUUUCACGGACUACUUCAAAAGGGCACCCCAUGGGCCGACGGACCUGCUGGGGUGGUCCAGUGGCCAAUUAUUAGCGGAGACUCCUAUACGCAUCUCUUUCAGCUCAAUGAUCAGUAUGGGGCCUUCUGGUACCAUGCCCACUACAGAGAGUACUCGGGUGACGGGAUCUAUGGGCCAAUGUACAUUAAACCUGCUGCCAACCGCCCUCGACCUUACGCUGUCAUCACCAAUAAUACGGAUGAGCUAUCCGAGUUUAUGGAGCUCGAGAAGGAGCCCACCACAUUGAUGGCCGCUGAUUGGUUCAAAUGGACCCAGGACGCAAACAUCGCCCGGACCUUUACCAAGGGAAUAGAUCCGUUGUGCAUCCAAAGUCUCUUGGUCAACGGGAAGCAAAGACUCACCUGCCCUUCCAACGAAACUUUUAAUAAAGUACAUUUGAGGCGGUGGAGAGAAAAGAACUCAACCUCACCGGUGCCAAUAGUGAGAUUCCCACCAGUAAAUAUGGAUUCCAUUGGGUGCUAUGCCAAUCCGACUACCAAUGGUUUUAAAUUCUUACGGAACGAUCAGAGGUUGAAAUACGGCCAGAGGUUUGACGAUGAGAGUUUGCAAGCGCCUGGAUUCUCUAAGCCAUGCAAAGAAACUCGCUCGGAAAGGGAGAUCAUCUAUACUAUGAGAAAAAGGUAUUUAUACCUCAACGUGUACAACGUUGGUGGGGCGUUUGGGAAGUCAUUUUCCAUUGAUGACCACGAUUUGGUGGUAAUUGCCAUUGAUGGCACGUUUGUUCAUCCUUUGAUAGCCCAGCGACUCAUUAUUCCCAUCGGAACGCGCUACACCGUAUUGGUGAAAGUGGACCUCGAAGAGCGCGCUGCCCGGGGCUCCGAUACUUCUGAACCUUUCGCCAUCAGGUUUGCCGUGACCUCGGGCAAUCAAAUUAAAGAAGGGUUGUCGUUUUUGGUGUAUGACUACCCGUUAAAUCUCACUGACCCAAUAGAUGGAGUAAAAUACGACGAUAUCCAAGCGUAUAAUGAUCCUCAGAACGGUGAGCAAUUUCAAGACAUGGGAGGACUGUCCCUCUCUCCCCACUACAAAUCUGUGAACCCAUUGAUAACCAGACCUUUCGAUCCGACUUUGAGACCACCACUCGGUCCUGCCGAUCAUAGUGUCCGGCUCUUCUUGAACCGUACUGGUACAAUCGAGUUUUCGAUGUUCGCUGACGGUGACUUGGCUCCCCGUGGGCUAGAGCUAGAAGCACCGCUCUUGCACCAACACCAGCUCAACCACAAUGUUUCGUUUAGUCAUAUCAACGGGGUUAUUGACCCGGGAAUAAAACUAGGGCAAACGGUGGAUUUGAUCGUAGAUGCCGCCCCGGAUAUCAAACAUCCCAUUCACUUGCACGGACACUCGGUUUACGCAAUCUCCUCCUCGGUGCUGCAAACCUUCCCGUACGAUUGCAUUGUGGAGGCUGUUGCGGAUAGCUAUCAAGGAUUAAAUUUCGAUCAUCCCCCUUUAGUCGAUAUCUUUGAGGUCCCAAAUGGCGGACACCUCGUGUUGCGGUUUGUUGCGGAUAAUCCUGGUUUCUGGCUCAUCCACUGCCACAUUGGCAUACAUAUGGCGAGUGGGAUGAUGGGGGUAUUGGUCGAGGCAAAAGAUGAUAUUCCAGAAAUGCCGGAGUUUUUAUUAUACCAAGCGCAUGCCAACUACGAUUUGAUGAACUCGAAGGCAAUUUCAAGUUUAUCAGACGUGCUCCAGGAAGAGUAUAAUGAUACCAAGUGGUGAUUACUCGUCUUUUCAAUACCCUAUAUAACCAACAAUAUGCCAUUCAUGGAUUAAACCGUAUGUACAGAUGAGCCUUAUGGGAUACAACUCGGUAGGCUACAGAUCGCAUCCAAGACCGUUUAUGGAGCAUCCGCUGCAA
Messenger RNA from Babjeviella inositovora NRRL Y-12698, 2510 nucleotides. RefSeq lists its product as uncharacterized. Lineage: Eukaryota; Fungi; Ascomycota; Pichiomycetes; Serinales. The record is from RefSeq and is a predicted model, not a curated record. The transcript has a single exon. The coding region runs from base 335 to 2371 and encodes 678 amino acids. Gene Ontology annotation, molecular function: copper ion binding; oxidoreductase activity.